Messenger RNA from Mya arenaria, 2304 nucleotides. Its product is annotated as long-chain fatty acid transport protein 6-like. Gene Ontology annotation, molecular function: long-chain fatty acid-CoA ligase activity; long-chain fatty acid transmembrane transporter activity. Lineage: Eukaryota; Metazoa; Mollusca; Bivalvia; Myida; Myidae. Bases 124 to 2061 code for a protein of 645 amino acids. The record is from RefSeq and is a predicted model, not a curated record. The transcript has 13 exons.
GACGCACUGUGCAAAGCGUGCUGUUUACAUAAAGUAUGUAGCUUGUUCGACAAGUUUUAAAAUAUGUAUGUCAAGGUUACAAGAAUCAACAACAUCGGAAUAUAAAGGUAUGAGAAGUAGCCCAUGAGAGCUGGCCUCCCGUCGUUAAUCUACAACACACGGGAACUCAAAAUGGACACGGCGUUGGCGAUAGGGGGGAGUCUGUUGGCGACCGCAGGCGCCGGGUACCUGCUAGUGAAAACGCUAUGCCCCUGGCUUCUGGUGGACAUCGAGUAUAUCCAAAAGGUUCUUCCGGGCGCCAAGCGCCUCGAACGCUGGAACAAAGAAGGCGUCCAUGCCAUUGAUAUUUUUGAGCAAUGCGUCAAAAAGCAUCCAGAUAAAUAUAUUUUGUUGUUUGAGGAUCAGAAAUACACAUACAAGGAAAUGGACUCCCACGCAAAUCGAAUAGCGAACCUGUCGCGGCAGCAGUUGGGGCUGGAAACAGGGGACACUGUCAUUCUGCUUCAACACAACUGUCCGGAGUUCCUGUUUGUGGUCCUGGGACUUAUGAAGCAAGGGGUGGCUGUAACCCUUGUAAACACGAGCCUGAGGGGGCGUGCCCUGCUUCACUGUAUCAAUGUCACACCCUCCAAGAUACUCAUCGUCGGGUCGGAUCCAUCUUUGUUGGACUCCGUUGUCGAAAUUGUUGAGGACUUGCCGAAAAUAAUGGUCUACGUGCACGGGAUGGCGGAUGCCGCGCUACCCGCCGACUUCAAAUCGCUGGAUUCUCAACUAGAGGCGGCAAGUACAGCCCCGGUCCCACCCAGCGUUAGGGCGAGCAUUGGACCGAACCACCCGUCGGUCUACAUUUUCACCUCGGGAACCACUGGCUUACCAAAGGCAGCUGUCGUGCCUUCUAAAAGACUUUUAAUCUCCAGCAUACUGUCGAAGGCAGUAGGGGUUUGCUCUGAUGACGUCAUUUACGUUACAAUGCCGUUGUUCCAUUCUAGCGCGCUCAUAGUCGGUUUCUUCCAAUGUAUGUGGGCAGGAGCGACGUGUGUUCUCCGCAAGCGGUUUUCUCGGUCCCAAUUCUUCCCGGACUGUCGGCGGUACGGGGUCACUGUCAUCAUAUACAUAGGCGAGAUGUGCAGGUACCUUCUAACAAAUGACAAGAGCGCAGACGAUACAAACCACAAAGUGCGUGUUGCCAUUGGAAACGGUCUUCGUCAGGACAUCUUCUCGGAGUUCCGUACGCGUUUUAAAAUCAAGCACAUAGCCGAGAUCUACGGGCCCACAGAGGGAAAUGUCGGCUACCUUAAUGUGCUUAACAAGGAUGGCAGCAUCGGUCGCGCAUCGCCCCUUCUGACGAAACUGUUUCCGGUCAGCUUCUGCAAGUGGGACGUAGAGAACGAGUGUUUGGUGCGAAAUUCCCAUGGUCUGUGCGUCCCCGCAGACAUAGACGAGCCGGGCCUAUGUCUGGGGAAGAUCACCCCGAAGAGCGAGUUUGACGGGUACCAGGGAAGAAAGGAACUCACAGAGAGCAAAAUCGUCAGGGACGUUCUGGUAAAGGGCGACUCGUACUUUAACACGGGUGACCUUAUGAGGCGGGACCGACUCUACUUCUUGUACUUCUGUGACAGGAUAGGAGACACAUACAGGUGGAAGGGAGAGAAUGUAUCCACGACGGAGGUGAGCAACUUCCUGAGCCUGCUCGAUUUUGUCACGGACGCCUGUGUUUACGGAGUACACAUCCCGGGUUACGAGGGCCGUGCGGGUAUGGCGACCCUGGCGUUAAACCGACCCUGGUCUGCUGACACGGAAGCCGAGUCCCUGCAGGCCAUCCUGGAACAUUGCGAAAGGACACUUCCGGGGUACGCCAAGCCGCUCUUCCUGCGGGUAGCUCGGGACGACCUUGAAAUGACCCAGACCGUGAAACAGACGAAAAUAACACUCAAGAAGCAAGCUUAUGACCCGGGUGUCAUUGACGAUCCUCUUUUUUACCUCGAUAAACUUCAGAAGUCUUAUCUUCCACUCACAAAAGUUGUGUAUGCAGAUAUCUCAGGAGAGAAAAUACCAUUUUAAGUACAUAGAUGACAUAUAUGUAUAACUGUGAUAUUUGAAGUGCCUAUAUAACCAUUGACAAAAGCAUUUUUAAACGUAUUUUACCAAGAACGAGCCUAAUGAGUAUAUGAUUUUCUAUCUGGUUGUGUUAAAGAAUUCAGCUCAUAGCAUCAAAUCAAAGUCGGUGUUUAAAUGUGUGGAAAUGUUGUUGCGAAAUGCACAUUAGUAAAUCAUAUUAAUUUGGAAAUAUAAUGUAUAAAAAUG